This is a messenger RNA of Trichoderma aggressivum f. europaeum, 1080 nucleotides long. RefSeq lists its product as uncharacterized. Bases 1 to 1080 code for a protein of 359 amino acids. Lineage: Eukaryota; Fungi; Ascomycota; Sordariomycetes; Hypocreales; Hypocreaceae. The record is from RefSeq and is a predicted model, not a curated record. The transcript has a single exon. Gene Ontology annotation, molecular function: D-lactate dehydrogenase (NAD+) activity; NAD binding.
AUGAAGCUCGCGGUGUUUAGCUCCAAACCUUACGACAAACGCUACAUCGAGGCGGCUCGCAGCGCUGCGGCUGCUAGAGGUGCUGCGGGUGCUGCAACUCGUCCUGCGUCGGCGGAUAUCGAGAUUGUCUUUCACGAAUUCGCGCUGGAGGAAGACACGGUUAUCCUUGCAAAGGGGGCGGAUGCGAUCUGUGCCUUUGUCAACGACACCCUUUCGGCGCCCGUGAUCGAGGCGCUGGCGAAGGAGGGCGUCAAGGCGAUUCUGCUGCGGUGCGCGGGCUUCAACCACGUUGAUCUCGUGGCGGCUGAGAAGGCCGGCAUCAUGGUCGCCAACGUGCCGUCGUAUUCGCCAGAGGCCGUGGCGGAGUUUGCGGUUGCGCUGAUCCAGACGCUGAACCGAAAGACGCACCGCGCGUACAACCGGGCGCGGGAGGGCAACUUUGCGCUGGACGGGUUGAUGGGGCGGACGCUGUUUGGGAAGACGGUUGGGUUUAUUGGCACGGGCAAGAUUGGGGUUGCGACGGCGAGGAUCAUGAAGGGGUUUGGGUGUCGGAUCUUGGCGUACGAUCCGUUUCCCGCGGCGGCGUUUGAGGGGGUUGGGGAGUACAAGGGUCUGGAUGAGGUCCUUGGCGAGUCGGACGUUGUGAGCUUGCACUGUCCUUUGAUGGAUAGCACGAGGAGGAUCAUCAACGAGGAGGCGAUUGCCAAGAUGAAGCCUGGCGCGAUGCUGAUCAACACUUCUCGGGGAGGGCUUGUCGAUACGAAGGCUGUGAUUAGGGCGCUCAAGGCGCAGCAUCUGGGGGGCGUGGCGCUGGACGUGUACGAGGGUGAGGGAUCGCUGUUUUACGAUGACCAUUCGGGGGAGAUUAUCCAUGACGAUGUGUUGAUGCGGUUGAUGACGUUUCACAACGUGAUUGUGACGGGGCACCAGGCGUUCUUCACGGAGGAGGCGUUGAUGGAGAUUGCGGAUUGCACGUUGAGGAAUGUGGAUGAGUUUGUGGUGACGGGGACGUGUAAGAAUUCGUUGACGAAGGAUUUGAAGUUGGUGAAGCGGGAUUCGUUGCCGGUUCGGGGUGUGUGA